This is a messenger RNA of Hypanus sabinus (Atlantic stingray), 2449 nucleotides long. Its product is annotated as poly(U)-binding-splicing factor PUF60-like. Gene Ontology annotation, molecular function: RNA binding. Gene Ontology annotation, biological process: mRNA splice site recognition; alternative mRNA splicing, via spliceosome; regulation of alternative mRNA splicing, via spliceosome. Gene Ontology annotation, cellular component: catalytic step 2 spliceosome; precatalytic spliceosome. Lineage: Eukaryota; Metazoa; Chordata; Chondrichthyes; Myliobatiformes; Dasyatidae. The transcript has 12 exons. The coding region runs from base 16 to 1863 and encodes 615 amino acids. The record is from RefSeq and is a predicted model, not a curated record.
UUUUGGGAAGACACGAUGACCGGCUCCCCGAAGAGAAGACUAACCUGCCUGGAUACCCACAAGAUGGCGGUAAGCGGGGCUUCGUCCCACGUGAGUGAGCGGCGCAGCACACACCUCUCGCGAGAUCCUCUGCUCGGCUAUGCCGGUGUACUGUCGCUAUCUCGCGGGAGCGGUGUGUAUGAGUCUCGCGAGAGUGGGCUCGGCGGGUGGAUGGCGUCGCUGGUCAGCUUUCCUCAGAUGCUGGAACCCUUGGGAAGCCAAACGUUACAGAUGAUGCUGGGUGGUGACAUUAUGAAGCUGGAAAAUGGGCAGACAAAGCUUGGCUUGCCACCGCUCAACCCAGAGCAGCAGGAGGCACUGCAAAAGGCCAAGAAGUAUGCAAUGGAACAAAGCAUCAAGAGUGUGUUAGUGAAGCAAACGAUCGCCCACCAGCAGCAACAGCUCACUAACCUGCAGACACUGGGUUCCUUUCGGAAAUGGGGAUGCUGGGAACUGUGCGAUUGUCUCGACUCCAAAGAUCAGAUGGCAGCACAGAGGCAGCGGGCGUUGGCGAUUAUGUGCCGAGUUUACGUUGGAUCAAUUUACUAUGAGCUGGGAGAAGAUACCAUUCGUCAGGCCUUUGCUCCCUUUGGACCAAUCAAAAGCAUCGAUAUGUCAUGGGACUCUGUUACAAUGAAGCACAAGGGGUUUGCCUUUGUGGAGUACGAGGUUCCAGAGGCAGCUCAACUUGCCCUUGAGCAGAUGAACUCGGUGAUGUUGGGAGGCAGAAAUAUCAAGGUUGGCAGACCGAGUAACAUAGGACAAGCUCAACCAAUCAUAGACCAGCUUGCAGAGGAAGCCAGGGCGUUUAACAGAAUUUAUGUCGCGUCCGUUCACCCGGAUCUGUCGGAUGAUGACAUUAAAAGUGUGUUCGAGGCCUUUGGAAAGAUUAAAUCCUGCACCUUGGCCCGAGACCCCACAACGGGGAAGCACAAAGGAUAUGGAUUCAUUGAAUACGAGAAGGCCCAGUCCUCGCAGGAUGCCGUUUCCUCCAUGAACCUCUUUGACCUUGGCGGCCAGUUCCUACGAGUUGGGAAAGCGGUGACCCCUCCGAUGCCAUUGAUGACUCCUGCCGCACCGGGUGGAUUACCCCCUGCUGCAGCCGUGGCAGCAGCCGCCGCAACGGCCAAGAUCACAGCUCAGGAGGCUGUGGCUGGGGCCGCGGUUCUCGGUGUUAGUGGUCUUUCAGCGCCAGGGCUGGUUACUCCAGCACUUACCCUGGCACAACCACUGGGUGCAUUGCCACAAGCGGUCAUGGCAGCCCAAGCCCCAGGCGUCAUUACAGGUGUGACUCCAACUCGUCCAGCUGUGUCUUUACCAGUCAGUAUCCCGCAGGUGGGGGUGGUUAACCCUGUCCUUGCCACACCUCCAGCAACUACUAGUACAGUGGAAGUGAAGAAGGAAGACGAUGAGAAGUUGCUGGAUACUGAGCGGCUGGAAAUGUUGAGUGAGCAGGAGCAUAUGAGCAUUUCCGGCAGCAAUGCCAGGCAUAUGGUGAUGCAGAAGCUGCUGCGCAAACAGGAGUCUACAGUGAUGGUCUUGCGGAAUAUGGUGGGUCCCGAGGACAUUGAUGAUGAUCUGGAGGGCGAAGUAACAGAGGAAUGUGGUAAAUUUGGGGCUGUGAACCGUGUGAUCAUCUACCAAGAAAAGCAGGGCGAGGAGGAGGAUGCCGAGGUGAUUGUUAAGAUCUUUGUGGAAUUUUCCAUGGCUACGGAGAUGCACAAAGCCAUCCAGGCUCUUAAUGGGCGGUGGUUUGGAGGACGGAAGGUGGUCGCAGAAAUCUAUGAUCAAGAUCGGUUUGACAACAGUGACCUAUCUGCAUGAACUCGAGGGCAUGGCGAACUGUGGUGAAAGGACGUGGGCUCAGCUGUGGUUCAGGGACCACAUUCAGCAGCUGAUGUCCCAUCACCCACUCGAAGCUGGGACCUCGGGCUACUGCACAUGGACCCAAUGCGUUUCCACUUCGUCAACUGACAGUGCUGUGUUUGCCUGCUUGUUCCACUCUUCUGUUUCUCCACUCAGCUUCAGAACCCAGUGGGCCAAGGCGCAGACCUGUAACAAUGUGGAGCAGUCUGGGAGCUUAGCCCGGACCACCCAGUUCAUCCUUGGUGAAUGUGUCACUGGUUAGAUGAAUUAUUUCAGUGGGUGAUUCCGUCAGUGACGAUCACAGAAUGUUUAGGGUUUGUUGCCCCAGAUGAAGCUAUGGACUUGGGUUCUCCGGUGAUUUUGACCCAGAGUUCAGGUCCAUGGUGUCAGCACAGAACACAUGGAUUUGGCCUAGAUUCACAGACUGCUCUCCAGAUGGUUAAUUCAGUAUGAGUGUUUUUCUUAAACUCUGUUUUGGCUGCAAAAUGUGGACAUUGUAGGCAAGUUACUGUUCAUUUCUAUUAAAGAAGUUAUUGAAUAAAAA